AUGAUCACGUUGAGAGGAAAAUUGAAAAAAAGUGCAGAGGUGGGAAAUACUAAGCCACGAGACUUCAACAAAAGAAUCUCGGUUAGAGAUAAACUUCUGGUGAAAGAGGUUCAAGAGAUGGAGCAAACCUUACCCAAUACCUGUCAAGCGACUUUCGAUAAUCCUAAUCGAUUGCACGAGUUCAAUCUCGUCAUAAUACCUGAUGAGGGCUACUGGUUGGGGGGUAAAUUUCUGUUUCACAUUUCUGUACCUGAGGAGUACAACAUGAUCCCACCUAAAGUAAAAUGCAUAACAAAACUCUGGCACCCGAACAUCAACGAAGAUGGUGAUGUCUGUUUAUCCAUCUUGAGGCAGAGUAGUCUCGAUGGAAUGGGUUGGGCGCCCACACGGAAGCUCAAAGACGUCGUCUGGGGAGUGAAUUCUCUGUUCACCGAUCUCCUGAACUUCGAUGAUCCACUGAAUAAAGAUGCUGCAGAACAAUUCUCAAAAGACAAAGAGACGUUCAAGAAUAAAGUACGAGAAUACGUCAAUCAAUACGCGAGAAGAUGA
Molecule: messenger RNA, 549 nt
Organism: Diachasmimorpha longicaudata
Lineage: Eukaryota; Metazoa; Arthropoda; Insecta; Hymenoptera; Braconidae
Product: NEDD8-conjugating enzyme UBE2F-like
Exons: 4
Coding region: 1-549 (182 amino acids)
Source: RefSeq, a predicted model, not a curated record